This is a messenger RNA of Girardinichthys multiradiatus, 7832 nucleotides long. RefSeq names its product dermatan-sulfate epimerase-like protein. Bases 950 to 4564 code for a protein of 1204 amino acids. Gene Ontology annotation, molecular function: chondroitin-glucuronate 5-epimerase activity. The record is from RefSeq and is a predicted model, not a curated record. The transcript has a single exon. NCBI's taxonomy places the organism in Eukaryota, Metazoa, Chordata, Actinopteri, Cyprinodontiformes, Goodeidae.
GGCUGUGUUGAACAGUAGGAAGGACACAACAGGAGAUCACACGCUCACAAACACACACACUCAUCUCUGGGAUGUGUGUCUGCAGCAACAGCGGGCACAAUCUCUUCUUUCACCAGACGGACAAGAACAGUUUACAUGAAGAAUAAUGGUUAUUGGUUUGGGGAGAGGACAUGUUUCCAGUUUCCUGCAGACACGGGGAAAAAAAUGUUUCAUUCUUGGAAUACUUGAGGAGUGACUGCAACUUUCCUUCUGCUCGGACUUCGCACUAAUCAGAGGACAGACGCGGAGGAAAGAGAGAGAGAGAAAGAGACGAAAAAGGUGAGGGAGAACUGGGUUUAACGAUGCAAAGGGAGCAACAUUCAGCACUGUGUUAACGCACAGAACCACAUCGGAGUGUGGCGUCUGUGUAACCGAGAAGCAAUGCUAUCUGGGGGGAUGCGUUGCCCGCUGUGGUCCUUGCCCGCUGAUGUUGCGGCUCGGUCGGGCUGCGCACAGAGCCUGUGGGCGGCUGUGAUUGGACCGGACACCGACUGGGGCUGAUUGAUGUUUGUCCGAGCAAGGAAGAUGUUGAAAGGAGGCGAUCAAUAGGAGUUACCUGCGAGCUUUGAGACAGCAGUAUCUUGACAACGUGAGGACGGAGGACAACAAGCAUGCAUGAGGAAUAUAUUUUGGAUGUAAACAGAAAAACACUGAAAAAUAUGUUGUUUUUUCUCUAAUUGCCUGCAGAGACAGACUGUUACAGAUGUUGUUUUUUUUUUGCUUUUGCACUUAAUUUUUUUUUCCUAUAAAGACUUUCAUGUGCAUUAUCAUAAUAUAUUUUAAUAUCAAGUUGAAGGACUUUUAUUCUGAAAUUUUCCGGUAACAUUGAACAUUGCAGGAGCAUUUUUAAAAGAGAAAAAACACCUUUUAUUUAACAUCUAGAAAAAUGCACUUGCUGUUGCCAUGAAACAUGGCUUACAUGUGGAUUAUGUAUCCGUUUUUUUUACUUCCACUCCUCGGAGUGGGGGCAACUUUCUCAGGGGUCUUUAACACCACAGACAGAGACGUAUUCACCGAUGACUCGCCACAGGUCAGGCUGGAGCAGUGGAACCUCCACUCUGACGACUCGCACCCCAACCUGUAUUUUAACCAGGCAGAUGUGUUACACUUGAGGCAAAGGUCCUCCACCACCCAUGGUCACAUCUUUAAAGUCAUCCGAGCGUCUGUGCUGACCAUGCUGUCCAACACUCCUUCUUAUGUACCCCCUGCAAAACACGAGGAGUUCACAAGCAAGUGGAAUGAGAUCUAUGGGAACAACUUGCCCCCUCUGGCUCUUUACUGCCUGCUGAGCCCCGAGGACUCGGCUGCCCUGCAGUUUCUUUUAAAGUUUAUGGAUAGGAUGGCCAACUACCCAGACUGGAAAGUCACCGGUGCACCGAAUGAUGAGGUCCCCACUGCACACUCUCUGACUGGGUUUGCAACUGCUUACGACUUUAUUUACUCCUACUUGGAUCAAAACAGGAGGGAUGUUUAUCUUAAAAAAAUUCGUUCAGAGACAGAAGCACUGUAUGAGCUCUCCAAGUACAGAGCAUGGGGGAAACAGUACCUUCAAAACCAUCAAACUACUAAUAUCUUAGCCAUCUUAACUGGUGCAAUAGUGGUGGGCUCACAUAAUGACCCAGAGUCGAUGAUCUGGAAACAGGUGGCGGUGAACUACAUGGAGAAAACCAUGUUUCUCCUGAAUCAUAUUGUGGAUGGCUCUCUGGAUGAGGGAGUCGCCUAUGGAAGCUACACAGCCAAGUCCAUCACGCAGUACGUCUUUUUAGCCCAACGCCAUUUUAACAUUGACAACAUGCAGAACAACUGGCUGCGGGGGCACUUCUGGUUUUACUAUGCCACUCUGCUGCCAGGCUUCCAGAGGACAGUCGGCAUAGCAGACUCCAACUACAACUGGUUUUACGGGCCAGAGAGUCAGCUGGCUUUUCUCGACACGUUUGUCAUGAAGAAUGGAACGGGAAACUGGCUGGCUCAGCAGAUUCGGAAGCACAGACCGAAGGAUGGGCCCAUGGGGCAGUCGUCAGCCCAGCGCUGGGCUACACUCCACACAGAGUACAUCUGGUACAACUCACAUCUCACACCGCAACCUCCUCAUGACUUUGGCAAAGCAAGGAUGCACAUUUUCUCCAACUGGGGGGUCGUUACCUACGGAGCAGGACUUCCUGCUAGCCAGAGUAAUACUUUUGUUUCCUUUAAGUCUGGUUACCUGGGUGGUCGUGCAGUCUAUGACAUUGUUCAUGACAAACCUUACUCCUGGGUGGAUGGCUGGAACAGUUUUAACCCUGGCCAUGAGCACCCAGACCAGAACUCCUUCACAUUUGCUCCUAACGGGCAGGUGUUUGUAUCUGAAGCACUUUACGGUCCCAAAUACAGCUAUCUCAACAAUGUUUUGGUGUUUAGUCCAUCUCCCACCAGCCAAUGUAACAGUCCAUGGGAGGGUCAGUUAGGGGAGUGUGCCAAGUGGCUGCGCUGGACCGAUGAGGGGGUGGGCGACGCCAGAGGAGAGGUGAUUGUUGCUUCUGAGCACACGGACACUAUGUUUGUCAGCGGGGAAGCUGUGUUAGCGUACUCCCCGGCCAUGAGAUUAAAAAGCGUUUUCAGAGCCUUGGUUCUACUAAACUCCCAAACAUUGUUGGUCCUCGACCACGUUGAGAAGUUCGCCGACUCCCCUUUGAGGUCUCUCAGUGCUUUUUUUCACAACUUAGACAUUGAUUUCAAGUAUGUUCCCUUUAGAUUCAUGGAUAGAUACAACGGUGCCAUGAUGGAUGUGUGGGACGCUCAUUAUAAAAUGUUCUGGUUUGACAGCCAGGGUCGCAGCCCUGAAACCAGAAUACAGGAGGCAGAGCAGGCAGCAGAGUUUAAAAAGAGGUGGACGCAGUAUGUCAAUGUCACUUUUCCAAUGACUGGCGCAGUCAGCAGAGUAGCUUAUGUGUUACAUGGGCCAUAUGUUAAAGUCUCCAACUGCAGAUUUAUAGAUAGCAGCAAAAAUGGUGUAAGGCUUUCUUUAACCAUAAAUAACACAGAGAAGAUUGUUUCUAUAGUUACAAACUAUAAAGACAUUGGAGCAAGAUUGGCUUAUAUAGGGUUUGGUGGUCACUGCAAAGUUGUAGACAGAUAUCAAAUCACUAGAUACGGCCUUGGUACACAGCACAUCCCUAAACAAAUUAGCAGUGAUAAUCAUCUUUUUGACAUUGGAUUCACAGUCAAUGUGGUCGCUGGGGUAGUUCUCUGUGUGGCCAUAGGAUUUUUGACCAUGCAGAGAAAGUUUUACGUUUGUUUUAGCAGGUUGAUGCGUUACGCCUUACUCUCCGUGCUUGUCCUCUGGAUAGUCGAGCUGCUGUUUGUGUCCAACAGCUGCGAUCAGCUUCUCUGUGGGGUGAAGUGGAAAGCCGCAGGCGCCACAAAUGAAGUUAGCCACCAAAUCAGGUUGUAUGAGCAGCACCGGCUCCCCCUCCCCACCGUGGUUAUAACGGCUCUUCCUGGAUCGGGGUCAGAAAUACUCAAGCACCUUUUUUAUAAUAACUCAGACUUUGUUUACAUUAGGGCUCCCACUGAACAUGUGGACAUUCCUGAGACUGAGUUUGAAUUUGACUCACUGGUUGACACCUGUGAGUGGUCAAGAAUAGAUGCUGAGCAUGGACGGUUUAAGAUCAUUCAAGGCUGGCUUCAUUCGCUGGUGCACAAUACCAAGCUACACUUGCAAAAUAUCCAGCUUGCAGAGGGCAGCAAGGUCAAACAGCCCCAGAGAGGGAGCCCCUCUAGGGGUAGAAAGAAAAGAUCCAGGCGGAAAGAGUCUACAUCUGAGCUGAAGGGCAGGCUGAGGGCCAGCCUGGACAGAGAUGCAGAGUACGUCAGGGAGAUCAGGCGGCACGUCGCAGAGUACCCCAACGCCCGGGUGGUCCUCAACAUGCGGAGCGGCAGCUGGACGCUUAAACUGCCCUUUAUUCAGGAAGUGGUUGGCCCCUCCCUGAGGGCAGUUUAUCUGAUCAGAGACCCCCGGGCAUGGAUUUAUCUUAUGGUUUAUAACAGCAAACCCAGCCUUUACUCUCUCAAAAACAUCCCACAGCACCUUUCCUUGAUAUUCAAGGAGGAUUCUAUAAAAAGAGGGUGCCCGGCAAUUGCGCUGGAGUUUAAAACAAUCCAGUGGUUGCUUUCUCGGUCAGAGACGAACCCUGUCCUAAUCCUUGCUCAUCUGUGGCUGGCUCACACUGUGGCAUCGCUCCGAGUCGCUGAGAGUGUCCCCAAAGACUCCUACCUCCGAGUGAGGUUUGAGGACGUGGUCAGCUUCCCCCAGGAGACAGCAGAGACAAUACACACAUUCCUGGGAGUGCCUGUGUCACCUGCCGCCCUGAAUCAAUUGACAUUCACCACCUCGACAAACCUGUAUAACCUCAUGUAUGAAGGGGACAUCUCACCAGCAAACAUCAACGUAUGGAGGCAGAAAAUGCCUCGAAAGGACAUCAGACUCAUUGAGGAUAUAUGUGGAGGUGUAAUGAGAAGGCUGGGUUAUGCCAGGUUUGCCAGUUAACUGCUGCUGAUCAGCUUGUAUUUGAGCUGCCAUGUUUACUGUAGCUGCCAGUGAAAUAUAUUUUCUUUUUUUUUCUUUUGCACUGAAAUUUAAGAACGUUAGUGGCCUGUCUGUGUCCAAGUGUUUUGUUCUCAGUGGGGGUGUAUUUAAGGACUUGUGUAGAUUACACCAACACAUCAGACAGAGGAAUAUUUAUAUGUAUAAUAAUAGGUGGAAGGGAUCUUGUGUUUUUCUCCAGCAGCUGCUCAUGUUUACUUGUGGCACUCCUUCACUUAAAGAGAUUUAUAAACCGUCACUGUCUUACAACAGGAAUUGCACAUGUUUUCAGUACAGCAACUCAUUUCAUCAAAUAUUAUUUACUGUCUUGUUUAGAAAUGUAAAAUCUGUUUUUUUUUUCUGAUUUGAGAUUUUUAUCAGCAAAAUUCAUUAAUUCAUUUCUUCUGGAGGGGUUUGUUGACUGGUUUGGUGCAGAUAUUUUGGUGCUGUGGGAAACUAAUUUACCAUGUGUUUCGGCUGAAUUCCAUUUCCUGGGGUUAUCUCUAUCCCUAGCACUCCCCCUACCAUUUGGCACUUAAUUCAGUAAGUGGUUAAAACAGUCCAAUGAAAAAUGUGAUGUUUACAUUCCAUUUCUGAAUAUCUGAAUGUAAGAAGCUCAGUUCUUGCUGGUGUCUACUAGGGAAGCAUCAUGCAAACAAUAAAUCCAGCAGAAGACAUCAACAAUACUUCUGUUUUAAAUGUUUGUUGCAAAAAAACAAAAAUACACUAACAAACAUACCCUCACAAAAUAUAACUUUAUUGUAAUGUCUGUAGAUGUAGAUCUUGAGGAAUGUAUUUCAAAACGACCUUAAAAUAUAGAUUAGACCUGGAUUAGCUAUCACAUUGUUUGUAAUUGCUACACUAUUAGCCGCUUGUUAUUCUGUUGAUGUUAUGAUACAUGCACAAAACUUUGAGUUGAAAAAGUAUUUUUAUAAUCACGAUACCUGGAUCACAGUAACUUUUAACAGUGUUUUUGUAAGACAUCUAAUGCAGUAUCAGCUGAUUUAUCUGCUGCUAGCUAAACACCAGUAGCAGCAGCCUUAAAAUGUUUGUCAAGAGCUCCGUUGGGGUUGGUUGUGACACGUGUGGAGAUUAAUUUAAAAUACAGUCAUAGAAACUGGGGUUUGUUCUCAGUUCUCUUGAGGCUUUAAUACAGCUGACAUUAUUACAAAGAACUACAUCAAUUAAUUUCACUGCUUAUGUGCAGAAUAAUUUAGUGAUUUAGUUAAAAAAGAUUCAGCUUCCUGUUUCACUUAAAAAAUGUAUUAGGAAGUACGGAUUUGUAAACCUGCUCUUAAACUUACUGUUUGUUAAAAUUAGCCUUAAAAAUUUAAAUAAUAUCAAUUUUAUAUAAUAACUUCACCUUAAGCUGUGAAAUAUUGAAGAAAUGGUAAUUAUUAAAAUGUGUUUCUAUGAUCAGCAGUUCAUGCAAGAAGAAAGUGACAACCAAACACAGGCGAUCCUACUGCAUGUUAUGAACAUCUUGUAAAAUAGACUUUAAUUAGGAAGUGCAUUCAUCUUCAGACAUAUUUGAAGUAUGCCAAAAGUUAGUCUGACUGCAAUGAAGUUAUGUCAAAAUCUUAUUUACUAUGUUAGUUUUUCCGUAAAUUAAUAUCUAAGAAUAAAUCAAACAUGACAUUACAGUAGUUUUUGUGGUUUUGUUCUUGUGACGAGAAAUAUAAAACAAACAUACUAGUAUGCAUUAAACUACACAUUCAUGUUUGGUUGUGGUGAUAGUAAAAAAAAAUAAUAUAUAUUUUAGCUGCAUAACCAUAAUGACUGUCAUACCAAACAUAAUAUAUUGGAACCUUUAAAACUAGACAAGACAAUGGUUAUUGUUCCAUUAUAUAUACAUUAUUUGAGGAAAUAUUCUCACUUGAUUUAGGAGUGGAGCCCCUACCCCUUUGUUUUUAAGUUUUUAAAUGGCUUUAUACCCCAAAAAUGUUAAGGUUUGUAAGGCCUAUUAAGCCAUUUGCUUUAUUUAUUAAAUAUUUUCUUGAAAAAAGUUACAGACUGGGAAUGUGAACAGAUGAAAGUACAAUUAAUAAUUGAUUUUAAAAAGAAUAGAGGGUGAAGGGCUAAAAAUGAAGGGUUAAAUGGGAUUCAGUCCUAAUCAGAACUUCUGGUUAUUUUUCCCUUUAAAAACUGUAACACAAAAUGCUGCGCGAGAGCCAGAACAUCAGCAAUUUAGACAAAUGCUUUGAUUGUAUUUAUAUCUUCCAUCCGCUUACAGAUUUUAUUUUAAAGCUCAAAGAUGUCAUGGCGAUUGUGUGGCUUGGCAGUUUUACAAGGACUCUUUUGAUUGUAAAUGAGGGAGUCUGAGUUUUUCUUUUAACUGUGUGGAAAAUUAGUCUCAGUGUUUAAAAAAAAGAGCCUCUGAAGAUGUAACUUGUAGCAGAAUGUGAGUCAGGAGUAUUUAUGGCUUCCAAAGACAUACAUCCCAAAGGAUCGAGAAUGAAUAUGAUUAUUAUAAUGAGACCCUUUAGCAGUUAUUGAAUCAGUGAGAAGUGCUUAAUGGGGAUCAAACUGAAAAAAAGCCAAACUGUCAGCUCUGAUGCAUUUUUGAGUCAAUGCAGUUUUUAAGCAUUCCCCUCAGCAACUCGCAUUAAUCUGAAGAAUGCAUAACUGAGACUGUGUUUUACUGUUGCGAAAUCUUCACUAUAAAGAACUUGAGAAACAUGCAAACAGCACAAGUUUCCAUCUCCUGAAGUGUUCACUCUGUGAUCUCUGGUUUUUAUUUUGUUUUUUGGUACAGCAAACUCUGCACUAAACGGUGGGGUGUAUAAUAAGUUUUGCUUGGGCAAAAAUAUACGCCACUCAGUAACCUUUGAAGCCGUCUCUCUUUAUACCUUUUGCAUAUGGUGCGCUCAUUUAUACACGCAGAACCAGACAUUUGAAAAAAAAAAAAAAAAUCACUGGGUAAUCAUUUCUCCACUGAAAUCAGCUCUGUUUGUUUUCUUCCUUGUGACCACUAAAACCUUUGACUGGCUAGAAAAAAAACUGUUUGAUGUUUGUGGUCUUUGAAUGUGUAGAUUUUGGCAGACAUGCUUUCACUUUUGGUGUUGCAAUCCUGUUAGCGACUCAGUGUUUUGUAUUUGCUUGUGGGGAUACAGUUCCUUGCUUCUGUGGCCUUGAAUUACAAUCAUUUCCAUGUAGAGGGGGCUUUCUGUGGGUUGUGUAGCGGGAGGCGGCCAUGACGUUCAGAAAAUAAUAAAUAUGAAUAUAUUCGCAA